AUGCAACACACUCCUAUUAUUCCUUGUUCAUUAAAAGAAGUUCAUACAGCAAAUUGUGGUUUUAUAUCUCUCAUUGGUAUAGUUAAACUUAAUGUUCAAAUUCAACAUAUUCAUACUCAAGUAGAUGCAUAUGUUACACAUGAUCUUAUUUGUCCUAUGAUUUUAGGUCGUGAUUGGAUUCAAAACAAUUAUGUUAACAUUAAUUUUUAUACCAAUCGUAUUUAUCUCUUUAAUGGUCUUGCUUCAACUGCUUU
Molecule: messenger RNA, 254 nt
Organism: Adineta steineri
Lineage: Eukaryota; Metazoa; Rotifera; Eurotatoria; Adinetida; Adinetidae
Source: the annotation of a GenBank genome assembly